AUGAGACUUACGCGCUGCCAACUGCGCCACCGAGGCCUUGGAUAUCUCCGGAUUCCAGCCAGUGGCGCCGCGGGGGCCCGCUGCACAUUGUGGUGGUGGACAGUGGUUGUGAUCGGUGGUCUCCUGGUCUCCCUACCCAUAUCCACUGUUCCGCCGACGACAAAGCUCCUCUUCCUGCAGCCGGCCUUCGUUUCAGCCGCAGCCCUCGCGGUGCCGCCAAUGCCGAGAUCGGUGAGUCAUACCGCCAGGAUCUUGCAGCGGGAACCGGAUCAGGAUAAUAUAGCCUACCUAUGGGCGACGGCAACGUUCAGUGAAAAGUUAAAUAAGCAAAUAACACGCAGCAGCAGCAGCAGUGGUAAUUGUGUGAAAUGCCAGAAAAGCGAUACGAUAAUAAAUUCAAUAUCGAGUGCAACUGGAAAAGGAGGCGAAAGUGAGAGCAGUGUAGCAGGUGCUGGUGCCACGAGUGUAAAUAGUAGUAGUGCAAUUUUGUGCAGUGUAAAUAGUGCAAAUAAUACGCGUAAGUUAAAUUUAAUUCCGAGCAGGGAGCAGUCGCAGCCGAUGCGGCAGCCUCUCGCUGUUGGCACAAAUUUGCAAAAUAAAUUACCAGCAUCGAGUGCGGAUUGCCACUUAAGUCCAAGUGCCGAGACAAAUAUUCAUACAAACCGGCGAUCCCUUUGCCAUCGCCAUAGCCAUCGCUCCUCCUGUCCAUAUCAUCGUCAUCGUCAUUAUUGUCAUCAUCAUCAUCGUCGUUGUUGGCCGCGUUGUUGUUUUCGUUGUCGUUGUCGCGUCGCGUCGCAGUCUUCAUCCGCAGCGCCCGCGUCUAUGCAUUUGCCAUAUCAAAUUAAUCAACGUGCUACAUUGUUGCAGCAAUCUGCAGCAGCAGCAGCAACACAAGCAGCACUGAAACCAGCAACAUCAACUACAUUGCCACAUGUGCAUCGUAUUUUUAAACGCAAACGUGAUACAGCCCAAACAGCGACCACUGCAUCACCUUUGACCCCGCCGCAGCAUCCAACAUCAACAACAAGCACGCCAAGAUCGCGACUGGAGUUCAUACUUUACACGGAAGUUUAUGAAGUAGAGGAUUCGGUUUCCCCAGGCGACUCCAACUACGAUUCCCACUCCCCUUUCGAUUCGAAAACCAAGUCGAGUGUGGGCAGCGAGGAAACCUUCUGGCAGAAAUACGCGGACGUCUGCGUUUGCAUCGCGUUUCCGUCUUCGUUUCAUUUCGUUUCCCAUUGCAAUGGCAUCAUGAUGAGCAUGAGCGAUGGUGAUAAUGAUGAUGCUGAUGCUGGUUACGGAGCCUGGGGAGACCUGAGACCCUAG
Messenger RNA from Drosophila kikkawai, 1326 nucleotides. Lineage: Eukaryota; Metazoa; Arthropoda; Insecta; Diptera; Drosophilidae. The record is from RefSeq and is a predicted model, not a curated record.